AUGAGAAAUUUUAUUAGCGAAGGGAAGAUAAAAAAGAAAGCUAAACACAAACAUGAUAAGGCCUUAAGAUCGGAGGCAAUACAAUUGUUAAAUGAUAGUUUUGAAAUGGAUGAAAUAGAAGAUUCUAUAGGGUUGGAAGCACCAAGUUAUAUAGGCCCUAUGGAUGGUUGUGCAAACAAAAAAAUCCCUGAAAUUAUGAAGGGAAAGGGAAAAAAAGUUGAUCCUAACGAUGUUGUUCAGAAAGAAAGAAUUUUAGCGUGUCAUAAAUUCAUUAGUAGGUGGGCAUAUAAAAUUGCAAUUCCUUUUCAUGCAUUGGAAGAUGAUAGCUUCAAGAUGAUGUUGGAGGUUGUUGAUGGCCAAUUUGGAAUAGGGCUCCCACCUUCUACCAGAUACUCUUUUAGUGGUCCACUUCUAAAGCAUAAGCAAAAAGAAGAAAUUAUGAAAGCUUUGGGUGGUAACGAGAAAGAUUACAAUCCUAUUAUAGAUAUCAUAAACCACAAGAUGAAAGAUUUUGAUAUACAAAGACAAGUCGUGAUGAUAGAUUUGCCAAAAUACAAGGAAAAUGCUGAUAGAUUUGGAGUAGAUCUUGCAAUUAAAGGUUGUAUGGUGAACAAUGCCGACUUUGAUCCGGCAAUAUGGUGGGGACUUUUUGGUGGCUCAACUCCUCAUUUGAAAAGCAUUGCUUUAACUAGUAGUUCAUCGGGUUGUGAAAGGAAUUAGAUCAAAUUUGAAGCAGUUAGUUAUAAAGUUGUAAUCUUUAAAUAUGAAUAACGUUUUUAACCUUUUGUUAUGUGUACUUUUAUAGGUACAUACAAAGAAACAUAAUAUAUUGGAGACAAAUAGAUUGAACAAUCUUGUUUAUGUUCAAUUCAAUGCUAAUCUAACAGAAAAAAAACAAAAGGAGAAA
Molecule: messenger RNA, 907 nt
Organism: Lactuca saligna
Lineage: Eukaryota; Viridiplantae; Streptophyta; Magnoliopsida; Asterales; Asteraceae
Source: the annotation of a GenBank genome assembly